AAACUAUGGGCAAAGACUGCCAUGUAACUGUUUUCAAGUUUUGUUGUGGUUUAUGUCAGUUGUACACAAGGUCUUGAGAGUGGCUGUUGCAAAUCCUGUGUCACAGACUUAGUGCAGAAAGUUCGACCGCAGCAUGGAUGGUAAAAGGAAAAGAGCGCCAGGAACGAGUGUGGUGCCUGUUGUAAUUUGUGCGCUUGCUCUACCCUUGUCAAUGCUUCUGUGGAUUGGAAAUUUUGCCAUUUCGUUCUUCAUGUCCAGCGCGGAGAGCGAUCCAUACAGCGAUGGUAGAAUUUUUUCAGCGCCUGAUGGUGCCUUUUUUCCCUGUUUUAGUAGUCUCCCCGUUUUUACAAAUGGAUUUGAAUAAAAAUUUUAAAUACCGGCUGUUUUUCGUGGCGGAUGAAUAUGGUCCUGUGAUUCCUCCUACAAGAUGGCUUGCAUCAGUAGUGAUUCCACUGACAGUAGCUGCUUGGGGACUUCGUAGGAAGAGCUUGGACAGAAGUGGAGCUAUAUUGGGAGUAAUUGUUGGAUUUGUGCUGACAUUGACUAGUUACUGCUUCUUAGCAUGCCUGUUUACAUUUUUUGUGACAUCUUCAAAGGCUACAAAAUUCCGUGCAGAGAGGAAACGCAAACUGCAAGAUGAUUUCAAAGAAGGAGGCCAGAGAAAUUGGAUCCAAGUGCUAUGUAAUGGUGGCAUGGCAACACAACUAGCAUUGCUGUACCUUCUGGACUCUGGUUGUGGUGAAAGACCUGUGGAUUUUCUCAGGGAUUACCGUUCCUCGUGGCUAAGCCUUGGAGUGUUAGGGGCAUUUGCCUGCUGUAAUGGGGAUACUUGGGCUUCAGAAUUAGGAUCUGUAAUAGGUACUGCUGAACCAUUUCUCAUAACAUCCAGAAAGAAGGUCCCCAGAGGUACCAAUGGAGGCAUUACAAUUGCUGGGCUUGUGUGUAGUCUGCUCGGUGGGACUGUUAUUGGCAUAGCCUACUACUUUACUGUCUUGUACACAGUGGAUCCAAGCAUCCUGGAAAAGAGUCCCUCUCAGCUGCCACUAAUUGCUGCAGGGGCUUUUGCUGGAUUAGCUGGAAGUAUUUUUGACUCAAUUUUGGGAGCUGUUUUUCAGUUUUCUGGUCUUGAUGAACGGACUGGAAUUGUGGUGGAACAUCCUGGCCCUGGUGUGAAGCACAUAAGUGGGUAUCAGUUGUUUGAUAACCACAGUGUUAAUCUUAUUUCAAGCAUUGUACUGGGACUUGUUACUCCUCCUGUAGCAAACUGGUUGUGGCCAUGACAGGAAGACAACUUUCCCUGGGCUCAUUUCGAGUCUGAGUGAAAGGUGUCAUUGAAUUUGUCAAAGGAUGAAACUGACUUUCUGUGAGAAAGGCUUGGUUAUCAAGAAAAAAGAAGAAAAGAAAUUACAUUACAGAUUUGAAGUGUGUCUAAAAUCUAUCAGAACAAUGAGGAGAAGUCACAAAGGUAUCCAUUCCUAUGCCAUGUCAGCUUCAGAGGAACUGCUGUUUAGCAUUUUGAGUGAUAGUGACCCCAUCCAAGUGUUUAGUAAGAACAUUUGAACUUUGGACCUCUCUUAGUCUCAUUAACUCUUUCAGAAAUUCUUCUAACUGCUUUUUAGGUCAGUUUAUCUCUUUUGCAACAUAAUUACUUUUGGUUACCUUUUCAGUUUUGCAUGUUCCUUGUAGCUAAUCAAGUUUUCAGACUUCAUGAGCAAACACUAACAAAGGCAGACCUUCAUCUCAGGAAACAGAAAAACCAUUGCUAUAUUACUCCAUACUGUCACCAAUUACUAAUGAGUAUCCCCAUGAAUGAUUCAUAUUUGAAGUGUGUAUAAUGUUACAUAACUAUGACAUUAAGUUAUUAAGCAUAUGUUUGACUAUCUUGUAUUAGAAAAAGCCAUUGUCCAUUGCAAAAAACUUAAUGAAGUUCUGUGAUUACCGCAAAGUUGGAACACCAAAUUAAAAUCCCAUUCUAAAAUUAUCCACUUAUUCUGUAAGCAUGUUUACUUUCCUAGUGUUUGUACAGUGCUGUUUUGUAUAUUUGUAUUUGCUGCUUCAAUUAUGUGGUGUGACUUGUUUGGAGGCUACAGUUUUUUAGGGACCAGAACUUUUAUAUCAUCCAUUAUUUUUCUUAAUUAUUCUGAAAAACACUAGGUGGUGAUGUGCACAUCUCAAGUAGAGAAAUGGAAAAUGAAAAAAAAACUUCAUCAGAAAUACACAAUUGAUUAAGAAGGGAGCAUCUACUUUAAAUUUGGUUAUUUCAUUCAUAACAAAAUGCUGUCAAUAGUGUGUUAAAUUCUGUAGCAGCAGAAGAAUGGAAGUGCCUUGUGGUUACCUAUGCUUCAUCACAAGAAAGACAAAAUCCACUUUCUACAGUUUAUACUGGUUUACAAAAGACAUGUUCAAUAGCACAAGAAUGGAUUAUCUAGUUUUAUAGGUGAUCAUGUGUACUAAUCAGUUUACUUACUUCAGUGACUAGCUCCAUGCAAAAGAAAUUCAGAGGAAUAAAUGUGAUAGUGGAAUGUGAUUGUAUUCAAAAUAUGUACAGUGUCUCUUGGCAUUCUAUUAGUUUGCUAGUCAUAUCUGUUGUUUUUAAAACUGUGCAGCUAUUUACAUUGUAAUUCUGCUUUUAGUGCAGAUAAUUUUGUUUUAAAUAAAGUGUUAAUAUUGUUCAUCUAUAUGAAACUUUAUCUUUACUGUCUGAGCAUGCAUUAGUUCUUGGCUACAUGUGCCACCCAUUAAAUAACCAGCAGAUUGCAACUGCUGCAGUUACACAUAAAGAGCAGUUUUUGAUGUCACGGUGUUCUUUCUGACACACACACACACACACACACACACACACAUUGGGCUUGCAUUCGGGGGGAUGGCGUCUGUGUCCAUUUAUCUUGAUUUAGGUUUUCCAUUAUUUUCCUAAAUCACUCCUGGCAAAUGCUGUUUCCUUUGCAAGUGCAUGGCCAAUUUCCUUCCCCAUCUUUGAAACAACUUGAGCUCUGUCUCUAAUGACCUGAAGAUUGACAGGGCGUUAAAUCCUAAGACUGCCAAAAAUUUUUAUAACGGGAAAGCCUAUGCAGUCAACUCAGAACUAACAUUGAUAAUCAUGCAAGUAACUGUUUCUGUUGCCAUUCAUAGAGUAUUUUUUUCUGUUUUACAUAUCUAAUGUCCAAUAAAAGCCCUCUAUUAAUUUUAUUUGAACUUUCUUCUUAAGGCAACACACUUUCAGAUAAAAAUGAUGUUACAAAGCCAAGCGAAUGUACUAUCUAAUUCAUUUGGAAUCAAUGAUUUCAAUUUACUUUUCACCUUCAAAAUCCUCUCUCAUAAGUCACAAAAUAUUCAGUUUCUUAUUUGUACAUAACUUUACAAUAAACUUGCAUGAACAGUUGUUUAAAUGUAUUAGCAGGCUUCCAAACUGUAAUCAGUUACAGCAGUUUUGUGGCUUAUAUAGCUUCAAGUUUAUAUUCAGCAAAAUAUUUAGACAUAGCUUGUGCAUGAUAUUGACAAAAUUAAUUUAAAACUAAGUGAAAUGAUAAAAAUUACCUUAAGACUAUUGCAUGCAAAUUUUUAAGACCUAUUGUUAAUUGAUGUCUCUCAAAUCUGAGUAACGUUUAAUCUUAUGCAAGAUCUGAUAGUGGCUACAUCUUCUUUUUGCAUAGAAAAAUACUAUCACCUAGCCAAAUGAAUAUGAUAUGAUAGCAUUUCCUAAUGUUAAUUUGCAGAAAGGUGCUGAAACAUAUUUUAUUAGGUUUUUACACAAUAAUAUAAAAGCUCUAGAUUAAAUGCCUACAGAUUUUUUUUUUUAUUUUCGUCAUUGUACAAAAUAUUGUGAUAGUUCUUGAAUAAUUGAAAUACAGUCUA
Schistocerca gregaria is the source of this 3852-nucleotide messenger RNA. RefSeq names its product transmembrane protein 19. The record is from RefSeq and is a predicted model, not a curated record. The transcript is spliced from 8 exons. Bases 282 to 1280 code for a protein of 332 amino acids. Lineage: Eukaryota; Metazoa; Arthropoda; Insecta; Orthoptera; Acrididae. Gene Ontology annotation, cellular component: membrane.